Molecule: messenger RNA, 849 nt
Organism: Magnusiomyces paraingens
Lineage: Eukaryota; Fungi; Ascomycota; Dipodascomycetes; Dipodascales; Dipodascaceae
Exons: 1
Coding region: 1-849 (282 amino acids)
Biological process (GO): translational initiation
Cellular component (GO): eukaryotic translation initiation factor 4F complex
Molecular function (GO): translation initiation factor activity; RNA 7-methylguanosine cap binding
Source: RefSeq, a predicted model, not a curated record
AUGGCAACUACUGAAGAAGUGACUAAAAAACUAGACGACCUUAAGGUCGAAGAUUCGGCUCCAUCCUCAGCCGCCACCACCUCUUCCACAACAACAACAGCAACAGCAACAACAACAACCUCCAAUACCACCAAUACCAGCCAAGAACCUUCUUCUUCUUCUUCUUCAACUACCACUCAAACCACAGUUCUUUCAUCUCCUGAUAGUUUUACUGCAGUUCACCCACUAUCUUCUUCGUGGACCCUUUGGUUUGUGAAGCCACCUUUGGGUAAGAAUGAUGACUGGAAGGAUCUGCUGACAGAAAUUGUGACUUUUGAAUCAGUCGAAGAGUUUUGGGGUGCUUACAAUAACCUCAAUAAGGUUUCCCAGCUCCCACUGCGCUCUGAUUAUGCUCUUUUUAAAACUGGUAUUAGACCUGAGUGGGAAGAUCCUAAAAAUGCAAACGGUGGUAAAGUCGUUUUCAGUCUUAAGGACCACGGUGUUUCACCUGCUGCCGCUGCCGCUGCCGCCGCUGCUGCUGCUGCCGCCGCUCCAGGCUCUACUCCUGCUGAGCCCGUUUCCCGUGUUGACGAGAUUUGGCUUGGACUUCUUUUGGGUCUUGUUGGCGGCACUCUGGAUCUGACAAAUGAUCCCUCAGUUCCUGUUGAGGAACAAAAGGUCAACGGUGUAUUUGUCAAUGUGCGUAAGGCUGCUGUCCGCUUCAAUCUCUGGACCAAGGACCUUGAUGAGGAAAAAAUCAAGCCCAUUGCUAAUAGAUUUAAGGAGAUUUUGAAGAUUGAUCAGACUGAAGAGCUGGAGUUCAGUCCUCUGGAUUCAUCCAUUGGCCGUCCCAAGAAGCGAACUCUUUAA